GGAGUGUCUGACAGUUGGCGCGACCCGGAGGGCGGGCAGCCGCCUCGUGGGGGUGCGGGGCCCAGAGCUCCAGGAUCUGGGCCUGUGUCAUUACCUUUCUGAGCCCAAGUUUUCUCUGCUUAGUGAAAACCGAUCAUCUCAGACUCAUAUGUUCGUCGUGUGGAUUCUGAUGAGUGUCUUUGGCAUACCAACAGCUCGGUGGAUCGGGAUUGUAGGAUCAUCAUGGAAAGCCACUGAGGUGUGCCCACCUCAGUUCCUGGCACAGAGUGAACACUCGUGAGGACCUGCUCCAUGGGCUGCAGAAUCAGAGAGAACUUGCUUUUCAAUCUCAGAAAGGCUCCAGGAAGCAGGGUCAAGGCCAGGGAGACAAUGGUCUCAGUGACUAUGGCCACUUCUGAGUGGAUCCAGUUCUUCAAGGAAGCCGGCAUUCCCCCAGGACCUGCUGUUAAUUACGCUGUGAUGUUUGUGGAUAAUCGGAUCCAGAAGAGCAUGCUGCUAGAUCUUAAUAAAGAAAUCAUGAAUGAGCUGGGUGUGACUGUCGUGGGUGAUAUCAUUGCCAUCCUCAAGCAUGCCAAGGUGGUACACCGCCAGGACAUGUGCAAAGCAGCCACUGAAUCAGUGCCCUGCAACCCCAGCCCCCUCCAGGGUGAGCUUCGCAGAGGCACUUCUAGUGCCGCUUCUCGAAUGAUUGCCAACAGCCUGAACCAUGACUCUCCACCCCACACCCCCACACGGCGGUCAGACAACAGCACCUCUAAGAUCUCCGUCACCGUGUCCAACAAGAUGGCAGCGAAGAGUGCCAAGGCUGCUGCUCUGGCCCACAGGGAGGAGGAAAGCCUGGUUGUUCCCACCAAGCGGCGGCGGGUCACAGCUGAGAUGGAGGGAAAGUACAUCAUCCACAUGCCCAAGGGGACCACUCCCCGCACCCGAAAGAUCCUGGAGCAGCAGCAGGCAGCAAAAGGUCUCCAUAGAACAUCUGUGUUUGAUCGCCUUGGUGCUGAGUCCAAAGCAGACACGACCACAGGGACUAAGCCUACAGGAGUUUUCAGCCGCUUAGGGGCCACCCCAGAGAUGGAUGAGGAUCUGGCCUGGGACAGUGACAAUGACAGCAGUAGUAGCUCUGUCCUGCAGUAUGCUGGGGUCCUGAAGAAACUAGGACGAGGCCCAACCAAGGCCAGUGCCCAACCGGCACUGACUGUCAAAGCCAAGGCCACAAGCUCUGCAACCACCACAGCUACCACUCCAAAGCUGCGACGCCUGGCACUUCCCUCUCGCCCUGGGCCAGAGAAGAAGCCGGACUCCCUGCCCAAAGUCAGCAUCCUUCAGAGACUGGGCAAGGCUGCCGUUGUGUCUGAGGCACAGGACAGCCAGGUCACAAGCACCAAGAGUAAGUCCUCAGCUGAGGUCAAGUUCGCCAUUAAGAGGACCCUGGUAGGGCCCCGGGGGAGCAGCUCCAGCGAGAGCCUUGGUGCCCAGAUGGACCACGCAGGCACUGUGAGCGUGUUCAAAAGACUGGGCCGAAGGACUUUGUAGCCACAUGCAGGGUGGGGUGCAGCAGGGAAUGGCAGGCCGGCUCCUGCUUUCAUCCCUUCAGUCUUUCUUGAGGGCACACCUGCCCUCCCACGGAGCUCUAGACGGCCCAAAGCUCUGCUCUCCCCAGCGUUCACGCUGGUUCCAAGCACUCGGGGACACAGCCAUUUUUCCUGGUUUUGAAGUUCCUGUGGCCUGACCGUGCCUGCUCUGGGACAUUCCCUUCUUCCCUGCCCUCUGUCCUCUGUGCAGUAACUGUGGCCUUGGCAUAGUCCCCUUUUCUACCUCUUCCUAAAGCCAAGAGUCCUGUUUGUUUCAUGCAGUCUACCCCUGAUAGCAGCCUCUGCUGCCUUAGGCCCUCCUGUUGUGACUGCCCCGCCACAAAGGAAUCACCUGGAGGGUCUCCCUCGGCCUGCCCUGCACCUCCCCUCCUCUCCCUCUCCUCCCCCUUCCCUGCUUGCUGUGCUCUCUCUCCCUCUCUUUCCUCUUUUCAUUUCUCUUCUGUUUUCUGUCCCUGUGGCAAGGCCCGACCGUCCGCUGCAUCCUGCCUGACCCUCCUGCACCUCUGGCCUCCCAGCGGCCCCCUCGUCGACGGUGGCGGCGAACCUGUAAAGACUGUUAGCUGCUUUCCAUUCCCAGGCUGGAGGGACAUCCCCAGACCUGGCCUGCAGCCGGGGCACCUCCAUUUCCCUGCCCUGACCGUCUUUUUCUUUGAUGGGUGGUGGGCAGCAGACACGGGAAGGGGCGGGUGCUGAGGAGCGGUGACUGCUGUUUUAAUAUACUUUUGUGACUUUGACACUGUUUCCUUCCUUCCCCUUCUUCAGUGGAGUCACAGGUCUGUGGCUCACACAGGUCUUUGUGGCGGUAGGCACUGGUGAAGGACUGGGGCUGAAGGGGAUGAUAGCGACGGUUCUCGUGGUGAGGCCUUCUCUCCUACAAGCUGCCGUGCCUGUCAUUAUGGCUUCUCCAUCGGUGUCACUAUUCUGCCACUCUGCCUGUUGGUAGAUUACCUUUAUUUUGAGACAGGAUCUCACUAUGUAGCCCUGGCUUCCCUGGAACUUGCAAUGUAGAUCAGGCUGGCCUCAAACGCUGAAGAGCCCUGCUUACCUCUGCCUCCCAAGCUCCCAAGUGCUGGGUUAAAGGCUUUCUACCACAGCCAGCUGCUUUCCUUCUUCUUUUUUUGUUUUUUUGAAACCCAAGGUGGCUCAAACUUGCUAUAUAGUUGAGGAAGACUUAGAACGUCUCUCUUUACAAAUAAAUUUAUUUUGUGUGUAUAAAUAUUUUGUUUCUGUGUAUGUAUUAGGCACAUAAGUGCCUGAUGCCCAUGGAGACUUGGAAAAAGAUGCUGGAUACCCUGAGACUGAAGUUAAGUAAGGAUAGUUGUGAGACCCUUUGUGGAUUCUGGGAAUGAAACUUGUGUCCUCUGUAAGCAACAAAUGUGCAUAACCACUGAGCCCAUGCUUUGAGUUUCUAAUCCUCUGAUCUAGUCCGUGAGAUUUCUCACAUUAGAGGCCUGGGCCACAACGUCAGGGCUUUAUGUGUGCAGGAGACUAGGUCCAGGCCUUAUGUGAACAUUCUGUUAGCUUCCACCACUCCCACCCCCCUUUUUGAGACUGUGUUACUGUGUCACACAGGUUAGCCUCAAAAUCAAGAUUCUCUUACCUCUUCCUCUGGAGUGCCACAGUUACAGGUGUUAGCCAGCAGCUGACAGCCCCUUAGAUGUCAUGACAUUGUAUUACAGUGUGGUACAGUUGGCCGAGACCACUGCAGGUUCUGAGGUGGCCUCAUGGGGUGAACUGAGAAUAAGAAGAGGCAAGCUUUUAGAGUUGAGGAGAACAUUCUGAGGGAAGGACAGCCACAGGCAAAGACCUUGAGGUGGGGCCAUGACCAGGAAGGUGACUGGCUAUGCAAAAGGCAUGGCUGCUAGAUAAGAGAAUGAAUGGGAAGAAGAGGGUGGCAGUAUUUCAGUAACCGUUAGAGUAGAGGUGCCCGGUGUGUUCGGCCACAUGUGCGGUCCCAGCACUGGGGAGAUUCAGGCUUGAGAAUAUCUUACUUUGAGAUCAGCCUGAAAUAUAUAGCAAGAUCUUGCCUCAAAAAUGUAAAGAUUUAAAAAACAAAACAAAACAGGCUGGAGAGAUGGCUCAGGGGUUAAGAGCACUGACUGCUCUUCCAGAGGAUCUGAGUUCAUUUCCUAGCGGCUCACAACCAUCUGCAGUGGGAUCUGAUGCCCUCCUCUGGUGUGUCUAAAGAGUGACACUGUACUCAUAUACAUAAAAAUAAAUAAAUCUUUAAAAAAACCCAACAAUUUCCAUUC
This is a messenger RNA of Mus pahari (shrew mouse), 3844 nucleotides long. RefSeq names its product chromosome 1 C19orf47 homolog (gene C1H19orf47). NCBI's taxonomy places the organism in Eukaryota, Metazoa, Chordata, Mammalia, Rodentia, Muridae. The coding region runs from base 292 to 1533 and encodes 413 amino acids. The record is from RefSeq and is a predicted model, not a curated record. The transcript is spliced from 11 exons. Gene Ontology annotation, cellular component: nucleus.